UAUUCAGCUGAACAGCUAACACGACACAUCCAUAACACAUCAGAGUGUUCCCCCAAACAGAGAGGUAGUUUCCGUUACAGCUUGGAGUGGCAAGGUACAGGUGGCAGUAUAUCACAGAGAAAACUACCAAAGCUGGAAUGAUGCCACUGAUUUUAAAAGUGUUGAUCCUCCUGUUCCUUGUUGCGUUCAGCGACAGCAGUAACAUCACAGUAUCAUCGUCGGCAACUCAUAGAAAUGUCUCCUCACCACCACCAGCAAAGCCAAGGAAUCAUAACAGACCAGGAAUCGUCACCGCCGCCACAGUAGAAAGAACAGCAUUUUAUGUUAAUCUUAUCCUAAAGCCCAUCAUUUGUUUUUCUGGUUUGGUGAUGAACGUUAUUGGAUGUUUCGUCCUUCUACACAAAUCGUUACGUCACUCAUCCUACCGUUAUCUGCUGGGUCUAUUAAUAGCUGACUGUGGGUUCCUCCUCUGUGGAAUCCUGCGCAUGCCCACGGAUAUAUCAGCGGAAUAUGACAUCAUGUAUUCUAAUUACUUGUCAUCUGUUCUUGAUAUUCCAACCAAGCACUACAUAGAACUCGCCUUUUCCAAAGUGUCUGCAAUCACCAUCUGUAUUUUGGCUCUUGAGAGACUGAUUGCUAUAUCCUUUCCGCUCAAGGCAAAGACUUUCUUCCUUGCUCGGUAUUCGGGCAAGAUAAGCGUUGCUCUGUUUUUCAUGGUAUUUAUGUUGUAUGUUCCGAAACUAUUUCAAACGCACUUUGUUUGGAGUUUCAACAGACCAUUAAAUCGGUCUGCAUUUAUCAUUCAGAAAAUAACCUACAGCGAACCGACGCUGUCAUUUAUGACAAAUUACGACAAGUUCGUAUUUAACAUACUGAUGAUAUACAUUACACCGUGUCUUCUUCUGGUAUUGAACAUUGGUAUCUGGGUUCAAUUAGCUGUAAUCAGACGUCGACGAAAGUUCCUCUUCGGUACUGCUGAACAGGAACAGUGGAAAGUGACCUUGACCUUGAUGACGAUUUCAGUGUUUUUUGUAGUCGUGUAUAUUCCGUUAAUCUCUGUAAAUGUUCUCGAAAUACAUAAUCCACGGCGAUUUAGUCGUAGAGGUCCGGAACGCCAUUUCAGAAGCCUGGUAAACCAUUUGUCGUCUCUCGGCUGGACCAUUAACUCCGCUAACGACUUCAUCAUCUACGUCAUCACCAACGUCAAGUUCAGAGUCACCUUAACAAAUAUGUUUUGUUCAAAAAAAGCACAAAGGGACAACGUCAGCACAAACACGCCGAGUCUGGAUCAGCAUGGCCAAUAGUUCAUCACACGGUA
This is a messenger RNA of Haliotis rubra (blacklip abalone), 1318 nucleotides long. RefSeq lists its product as uncharacterized. NCBI's taxonomy places the organism in Eukaryota, Metazoa, Mollusca, Gastropoda, Lepetellida, Haliotidae. Gene Ontology annotation, cellular component: membrane. The record is from RefSeq and is a predicted model, not a curated record. Gene Ontology annotation, molecular function: G protein-coupled receptor activity. The transcript has 2 exons. Gene Ontology annotation, biological process: G protein-coupled receptor signaling pathway. Bases 138 to 1304 code for a protein of 388 amino acids.